GCGAGUGUUGCGCACGCGCAGAUCAUUUCACUCUCUAUAGGCAUUGAUCAACAACAUUUGUUUGGUAAGCCUGACAACUGUUGAAUAAUUUCACGCGCCUUGACAACGCGUGACAAAUAAAAUAAGGCCCAAAAAGAAAUGAUUGGAUUGGAAAUUGUUAGGAAAGUUUUAGGUUUUCUAGCUAGGCGAUCAAGCUUUACAUGUUUUCGUUUGCAGAAAUAGAUUUAAAAUAAAAUGAUUUGGUGUUUUCGUCGCUUUGCUGUGUUCCUUUCGAGAUCUUUUCAGUUUAGCAGCACUUCUUUCAAACGCUUUCAAAACUUAGUUUGUAUUUUAGCAAAAUCUGGAUUGCUAAACUAACAGUUUGUCUCGUCGUAUGUUAAAAAUAGCAGACUCAAGGCAAGUUAAAAAUGAAUUAAAAAACUCUAUAGUUUAAAAAAAGAAGUAACUUCAAAAAUACAUUUGAGGAAAAAGGAUACAAAAUUGAUAAUUCAUACUAAAUAAGUAAGCGGUUCCCAGCUUCCGUACAAUAAUAAAUCACGGAGCCGUCACUCUUGGUUUCCUUCCUACGGAUUCCCCGCACAAAAUGUUGCCGACCCCCCCAUUCAUUUCCACGGUGGGGGCAUUAGGCGCCGGCGCAACACUACGGAAAAAAGUAAAAACACUAUCGAGUAUCGUUAGUCAUUAAUACAGACGCAAGUGCAGUGCGCACUUUUUUCGAACCAUUUCUAAUUUCGACAGCGCCUGAACCGCACGUGUUCGAAAAAAACCGUUAGAAAAAUAUAUUCAAACAUUUCAAACGAACGGCUGACUUUUACCGCGCUUUUAUUGGGUGUUACGAUGAUUAAUAGUGAUGUUUAUGAAUCGUUAAAUGUUGAUACGUAUCGUCGCGUAAUUUACGCAUAAAAUAGUAACGUGCGUGCUUGAAGAAUAAUGAAUUGAUUGUUGUCGUGUCAAGUAAUGACUAUGACGCGUGUUAGCUGUUGUGUUUUAAUUGUAUGUCUGCUGGCGAUUCUUAUGGACAGCUGUGAUGGUUACAGCCCUAGAGAAUGUGGAGUACCAUUACGCCGGCACACGCGUCAGCCGAGGAGCAGGACUCCGGGACAACUGCGCAUCAUCAAGGGCAAGGAGUCCAAGCGAGGAGCCUGGCCUUGGCAGGUAUCUCUUCAGCUACUGCAUCCAAACUACGGUCUGAUCGGUCACUGGUGCGGCGGCGUGCUGGUCCAUCCCCUCUGGCUCCUCACCACAGCGCACUGCAUUCAUAAUGAGCUAUUCAAUCUGCCGGUACCGGCGCUGUGGACGGCGGUGCUGGGCGAGUGGGACCGCGCCGAACAGAAGGGCGCCUACGUGCCCAUCGAGAAGAUAGUGCUGCAUCACCGGUUCCACAACUACCAACAUGAUAUUGCUUUGAUGAAGCUAACGAGAGCUGCCGACGUGAGCACCGGCAGUCGCAUCAGAACAAUCUGCCUCCCUCCCUUCGAGCCACCUCUUGCCAACUUCGAUACAGACAAGAACAACUACGACCACAGACCAGAAUCAAAUCCAGAACCUAUAAAACGAAAAUCCAAACCUCCAAAACCCAACCCUGAUACCGCCGUCAAAUAUUUAGAGAAACUUAAUAAUCUUACGAAGAAUAUCUUCUCAGGGCUAAUGAAUAAGAAACAUAAGAACAUGAGGUAUAAUGUCAGGAUAUCCAACGAGUCAAAUAGAAAGACAGAUAGGAAAAACAGUGAAGAGUUAAGAAAUACUGACCGAGGGAACAGUGAUCUGAUCUACGACAGUGCAACUCUAGAUAGUGUUGUCAAACUUAUAAGGAACAGCCUCCUGAAAGAUGAUUACAAAGUUAAUAUAAAUAGAAGUGAUAAGAAAUUAAUGUUUGGUGAAGAAAUAGAUCCGUUUAUUGAUGAUAAUAAUAGAUUGGACUUUAAAGACGAGUGUUAUACUACGGGCUGGGGUAGAGAGCAGACGAAUGGGACGCUGACAGAUGUGUUGCUGGAGGCUGAGGUGCCGGUGCUGCCGCUGAACCUGUGUCGAGAUCGGUACUCCUUGACUCUGCCGUUGAAUGAGGGGCAUCUAUGUGCGGGAAGCACUGAUGGGAGUACUGGAGCUUGCGUGGGCGACAGCGGCGGCCCGCUGCAGUGCCGCUCCCGGGGCCGGUGGGAGCUGCGCGGCCUGACGUCCUUCGGCUCGGGCUGCGCGCGCCGCGGCGUGCCCGAUGUCUACACCAACGUGGCGCACUACGUGUCCUGGAUAUACGCACAUGUUUAUGCUACGUAGCUACCUGGAGUACACCUUAAUACAGUGAGCCCUGUGAGACUUACAAAUAAGUUUAUUGGAAUAGUUGUUUUGAGGCGGAUUCAUAAUUCUUUAACAUGGUUUACGUGUGUAUAUCGGGAUCGCUCGACUAGUUUCGCUCGUUAGCUCAUGAUAAGGGACUACGAUUGGGUCUAAAACUAGACGGGCGAUACCAUUCAAUACGUUGUAGUAAACCGCUUCAUUAAUUAAUAAUUAUGGAAGUGAGAUGCCUGUAUAGAAGUAAGUGGAUUACGACCGAGUGUGUAAAUAUUUAUUUUUGGUUGGAUAAGGAAUUGUGUGAUUAAUUCUAAAGGUAAAUAAUAAUAAAAAUAAAUAAUAAAUGCGGAC
Trichoplusia ni (cabbage looper) is the source of this 2640-nucleotide messenger RNA. RefSeq names its product transmembrane protease serine 12-like. The record is from RefSeq and is a predicted model, not a curated record. Gene Ontology annotation, molecular function: serine-type endopeptidase activity. NCBI's taxonomy places the organism in Eukaryota, Metazoa, Arthropoda, Insecta, Lepidoptera, Noctuidae. The coding region runs from base 958 to 2274 and encodes 438 amino acids. The transcript is spliced from 6 exons. Gene Ontology annotation, biological process: proteolysis.